CAUAAAUAAAGGUUAGGAUGUGGAUUGGGUGAAAGUUGUUGACGACUGAGAAGGUUACCAUCGAUUGCCACACACAUUCCAAUUCCACACGCUAUUACGUUUGGUUUUCAGUUAAUUUUCGGGACAAUAAUAAAAUAACAUUCUUGCUGCUGUUGAAUAAUUACAAUGAGUGUGGGGCCAAGCCCAAUGCAAUAAGAAAAGUGGCACUCUUUCUUCUUUCUUUCAUUUUUUUUUUCGGUUUCUGGUUUACUAUGCUAUGUAGCUUGGAGCGGUGUUACGGUGACAGAGUGAGAAAUGGGUCUGCUUUCUAACAGAGUGGAGAGACAUGAGAUCAAGCCUGGCGAUCACAUCUACACAUACAGAGCUGUUUUCACCUAUUCUCAUCAUGGCAUUUUUGUUGGGGGAAGCAAGGUUGUACAUUUCAGACCUGAAAGAAACUUAAAGUCAAUGACUGAGACAUCAUCAAACUGGGAUGAUCCAACAUCAAACCCAUGUCCAACCUUUCCUGAUUGUGGAUUCAGACAACCAAACAGUGGAGUAGUCCUUUCUUGCUUAGACUGCUUCCUUCGAAAUGGGUCUCUUUACUGUUUUGAGUAUGAGGUUUCACCAUCUGUUUUCCUCAGCAGAAUAAGGGGUGGCACAUGCACUACUGCAUCAGCUGACCCACCAGAGACUGUUAUUCAUCGAGCUAUGUAUCUUCUUCAAAACGGCUUUGGAAAUUAUAAUGUUUUUCAGAACAAUUGUGAGGAUUUUGCCUUGUACUGCAAAACUGGUCUUUUGAUACAAGACAAGCAAGGGGUUGGAAGAAGUGGCCAAGCUUCUUCUGUUAUUGGUGCUCCAUUGGCUGCAAUGAUCUCUUCUCCUCUCAAGUUGUUAAUGCCAAGUCCUGUUGGUGUUGCUACUGUAACUGCAGGAAUGUACUGCAUGAGCAGAUAUGCAACUGAUAUUGGUGUCAGAAGUGAUGUGAUCAAGGUGCCAGUGGAAGACUUGGCUGUGAACCUUGGAUGGAUUUGUCAAGAGGAGGAGGAGGUAGCUGAACAUGAAAAUCCAGACAGACAGAUUACCACCAGAUGAUCUAGCAUUGCUCUUCAUCCUUACUAUGCACAUGAAACUGUUGCAUGUGUCACUGUUAGUUAUACACUAGUUCAUAGCAGAUAUGUCUUCAUUCAUGUUAUAUCUUCUGUGAUUGGUGUCUAGUUAUUCAAGUUGUGUCUGGGAUGAAAAUGGAACAAUAUUAUUACUUAUAGUAGUAACUAUAAUGUGAUGUAUUCCUUUGAGACAAAUUUUCUUCUAGUUGCCUAUAAUAAUGCAACAUUCUACCCACAAUAGUGAUUGAACCAUCUUGUUGUGCAUCAUAGAAAAUCACAUUGAAUUACAUUUAUGCUUUUGACAA
Molecule: messenger RNA, 1393 nt
Organism: Glycine soja
Lineage: Eukaryota; Viridiplantae; Streptophyta; Magnoliopsida; Fabales; Fabaceae
Exons: 2
Coding region: 295-1074 (259 amino acids)
Source: RefSeq, a predicted model, not a curated record